CUACUUUGUGUCCGAAAACGAAGCUAUUCCGCCUCGCCAAAUUUGCCAUAAGACAUACGCAAUAAACGCUAGCCCAGGUGUUCCGAUGGUAUCCAAAAGGAGAGGGCUAUGGUCAGAACCCACAGCCGGCAACGCAAAAACAACAGCUGUCGGAUAUAACACCCGCCAGUUGGAGGUGCACAGGACCCUAUCCAAUCGCUCUUUGAUAAGAUCGUCACCAACUCUUUUAUUUGUCCAGAUGGAGAUUGAAUUGCCUUCAACUUUGUCGAAGCAGAUACCAAGUCCGUGGUCUGCCGAACUUCCGUUGCUGCAGACGAGAGAUGUACUGGCUGUGGAUUCAUCGCUGCUGUUGGUCGAUUGGGACAUUCAGGUGGAGGUAGUAAAGGAAGUUGUGGCUGCAUAUCAGGGGGAGUUUCGGUACAUUAUCAUCCAUUUGCUUUGA
Molecule: messenger RNA, 442 nt
Organism: Eucalyptus grandis
Lineage: Eukaryota; Viridiplantae; Streptophyta; Magnoliopsida; Myrtales; Myrtaceae
Exons: 3
Coding region: 86-442 (118 amino acids)
Source: RefSeq, a predicted model, not a curated record